AAUUCAACUAGGUGGCAGCCUUGGCCGGGCAACCAGAACAUCUGUGGCAGAACAAUAAAAAAAAAAUAAAAAGAAAAGAACUGUGUGGUUUCGGGAUUUCAUUUUUAUUGGCCCCCAAAAUCACGAUUUUUGGACUCCCGCUCGCUCCGCACUGGGCACAAAAGGGGAGGAGCUGCAGCCGGGAACUAUGGACCACCACACGUACGCCAAAAGUGGAUCCAAAAAGUGGUCCGCGGAGGAGAAACGCGACCUGGUGGUGCAAAGGAUCGCGGCGGAUGAACUCUUCUCCCGGUAUUCGCCCAAGCACGCGGAACCAUGGAAAAAAUUCAAGGACAUGGCCAAAAUUGGCGACUUCAGCGAGAUUGCGCUGCGCAAGCAAUGGUUCUCCAUGGUGCAACGCUAUCGCAUCCACAAGGCAAACGCACUUGGAGGCCCGCUCAACAAGCAGAGCAUCGAGGAGCUGAACAAGGAGUGGGAGUUCUUUGGCCUCAUCCAUGCCUACAUGAACCAGAAGACCGCCGACCUGCACUCGUAUGCGCUCAAGGAGCCGAAUGUGGAGCCACCCAACAACAACCUGGCCAUCGCCAGCGUCUAUUCCUGCGACGAGGCGCAACUUUCGCCCCUGAUGUUGGGCGUGCUCAACGAUCACAACUUUGGCGAGCGAUCGCCGCCAAACGAGGGCGAUACCACCGACGACAUGGACGACUCAGCCGCCGCAUCGCCCUGCCAUCGGAGCAGGGCCAACAUCGCCAGCAUUGCCCAGCACAGCAACAACGAUGAGCUGGACAGGCUGCUGGCCGAGGCCACCAUGCGCAAGGAUGCCGGUGAAGGCGGAGGCGGUGGCGGUGGCGUUGGCGGAUGCGGAGACUGUGAGAAUGCGGGCGAGGAUGUCUGCAUGACCACCACCUGCCACGAGAUGGAGUGCGGCCCGGUGAUGAUCGGCGGCGAGGUGUCCCUCUCCAACAGUCGCUACAACGACGGCUUUGAUGAGUCCUCGACGGCAACAACAACGACAACGGUCGUGAAGACCGAGAAGCUGGAACAGCAGCCUCCAAGCGAGUUGGUGGCCAAAACGGUGAGGAAACGCCACCACCAGCGCAAGGUGCUCAGCGAGAAGGACAAGUAUUACAGGCAUCGUCGUCUCUACGAGCAGCGAAUGGAAAAGCGUCUGAUGGGCUUGUGCACCGUGGUGGGUCAGCUGCUAAAGCAGUUUGCCCCCGACAUGGAUGUGCAGCCACUUCUGGCCUUGGGCAGCCAAAUGGCCCUCAACUCGCCGGCACCGAGUAGCAGUGAUGGAAACGAGGAGGAGGACCAGGAUGAGCAUGAAGACCAGAAUGAGCAGGAGGAGCAGGAGGAUGCAGAUGCGAAUGCCAUGUCACUAAGAAUCUAAGCGGACAUUCGAAGCAUAUUGCUCCACUUCGGACAACUGAUUGUUAGUUCCUAUCUGUUUCUCCACAUUGGAAUCCCAUCUCAAUUGUAUUUCUUACAAUUCGCAAGCGAAGUAUAGAUAGACACGUUAAGUGAUAACGAAAACUGAAUACAUUAAUCAAAUGAAAGAAUGUAAACACUAGAUAAGCAGAAAGCAAACCAAAUACAAUGCGUAUGGAAAUGUAAAAA
This is a messenger RNA of Drosophila elegans, 1617 nucleotides long. RefSeq lists its product as uncharacterized. NCBI's taxonomy places the organism in Eukaryota, Metazoa, Arthropoda, Insecta, Diptera, Drosophilidae. The record is from RefSeq and is a predicted model, not a curated record. The transcript has 4 exons. The coding region runs from base 188 to 1390 and encodes 400 amino acids.